This is a messenger RNA of Centruroides sculpturatus (bark scorpion), 2693 nucleotides long. RefSeq names its product kinase suppressor of Ras 1-like. Gene Ontology annotation, molecular function: ATP binding; protein kinase activity. Gene Ontology annotation, biological process: protein phosphorylation. The coding region runs from base 250 to 2235 and encodes 661 amino acids. The transcript has 11 exons. The record is from RefSeq and is a predicted model, not a curated record. NCBI's taxonomy places the organism in Eukaryota, Metazoa, Arthropoda, Arachnida, Scorpiones, Buthidae.
AGAUCGAUUGAGGCGUUGUCCGGGCACACCAAACUCCAGAACCUCUGCACACCUUCCUAACAGGUCUAUGGUUUAGAUGUGAUCAUGGCUGCAUCCGUAGUCGACUUACCCGUCCGAAUUUACUUAACGUUACGACCCUGAUUCAACUACAUGUCGGUCGGUCUUUACUGCACAACCGUUGUGCUUUGCAGAGCAGUUGAGAGUCCGCUAUGGAUCGGGCAGUUUUAGUCGUUUUUAAAUGUUUUAUCAAUGUGCAGAGUGUUCGUCGAUGCACAUUCAACGGUCAAUACCAUGGAUGAACGUAGGAAAAGGUUAACUCGCAGUUUAUACGCACCUCGGCGCUGCAACACUUGUCACAAAAUGGUCUACUUUACAGCCGUCAGAUGCAAACAAUGCGGCAAUAUCAGUCACGAGACUUGCGCCAACAGUCCGAAUCACUGGUGUAAUGUUAACAAUCCCAGCACGAGAAGGAACAGUCAUCAAACAUCGAGCGGUGAUAGCAGCUGGAGUCAGUUCAGCACGGAUACGUUGGAGCUGGAUAGAGAAAAGAUGCCCGAAGAUUGCAGCAAAAAAUCUGGAACGGGAGCAAGCAGCAGCGCGGCAACGGCGUUAUCUGGUUUGUUGAAAGUAGUGCAUUGGUUAUCUCAACGAAAACGAAGUAGAGAAAUGAGCAAAGCUAACGCUGCCGAUAAACAUGUCAAGGGCCGAUUCGGUUUAAAUCAGGAGAAGAUCGACGAUAAAAUGGCAAAGAAGAGAUUGAAGACGCUGUUGAAAAACGUUCAACGCUUUCAACCGCCGAAUCAGUGUUCUUGCAAUUGGCCUCACGUGGGACCCGUGUGUUUGGUUCACACAGAUAGUUAUCAGAAUUUCUUUGCCUCACCCAGCGGUUCUUUAUCGUCGAGCGGCUGCGUUUCUACCGCUUCUUCCGCUGCACAAACACCGUCAGACACAGAGGGGGAUUUUGGACGUCUGACCUCCUCCGUUUGUCGGACUCAGGAAAGGCUCUCUCAGCUUCCGGAAGUCGGUUAUCGUGCCGUUCCCUCUGUAUCUUCUCCACCUUCGAACGUUGCCACUACCCACUUUAGAAAAGGAAGUGGGAUGAAGAGUCGUGCCCAAAAUCUCAGCGUGCACGGUAGGUUCGGACGGCAAUGGAUGACAAAAGCUAGAACGUUAAGCCUGGAAACCAAAGGUUCGCCUAUAGAACGACUCUGUGCCACCUGGCCUCCCGCGGGGAAGACAGUUAGCACCGUUGAAGAUUUUCUAGACGAUACGGAAUCUGGGAUUGGAGAUUGUGACGUCUCGGAAAUAUCUGCCAAAUCUCAAUGCGCUGAUGUAAGAGACACGUUGGGAGAAUGGUGCAUUCCUUUCGGUGAUCUGGACAUCAUCGAGAAGUUAAAGCAAGAUCAUAAUGGAGACAUAUACAGGGGUAGAUGGCACGGAGAAGUGCUUAUUUAUACUUUUAAACAAGAAACGGAGGAAGAAGUCGGGCAGUUUCUCGAAGAAGUAGCACAAUUAAGUAUGAUACGUCACGAGAACGUGGUUUUGUUUAUGGGGGCUUGCAUUGAUCCUCCUCAACUGGCUAUAAUCACUAGUAUGAGAAAAGGGCCUUCUCUGUACGAACAACUUCAUUUGCAGAGAUACAGGUUACCAUUCUACAGUAAAGUCAGUAUUGCCAGACAAAUUGCUCAGGGAAUGGGUUAUUUGCACGCUAAAGGAAUAGUGCACAAGAAACUUAACUCCAAAAAUAUCAUUUUAGAAGGUAGAGUGAAACUUUGCAUUAUGGACCAGGCUAUGACUUCUCAGGAGAACGACAGACCGGGAUACGGAAGUAUAUCCAGGGGUCAUCUGACUUACAUAAGUCCUGAAUUGAUGAGGACACUUCGGGUCGAUCCUCCUCACGUUUAUCCCGAAGCUGCUUUUACUCGCGAAUCUGAUAUUUAUGCAUUUGGAUCCGUGUUAUACGAACUAUUAUCAGAGAAAUUCGCAUUUUCCAGUUUUCCUUCUCAUACAGUCAUCUGGUUAAUAGCAAACGGCAGAACUCAAAUGGUGGACGACUUAAAAUGUACAAAUGUAUUGAGAGCACUAUUGAUAGAGUGCUGGUGUGCUACCCCUCAACGUAGACCACCAUUUUCUUAUAUAGCAAGACAGUUACAAGAAAACGUUUCGCUUCAUAAACGACACAGUUCUUCAGAACCCGAAAGAAUUCAUCAUACUGGUCGUGGUAUAAGUGUUUAAGAAGGCAGCAAUAAAACUGUAUCCACGAAUAAGAGAAAUCAAAUGUGGUGUGCCUAAAGAGAGAUUUGAUUUUGCAUUCAAAAAAACAAGAACUUUCCCAUUUCUUUCUUAUUUGGAUCAAUCGCCUCUCGUAUGUAGAUACUUCAAGGGCACCAUUUCAAAUCAUCGAGCUUCAUUCAUCUUUUGGAAUGAUUGUGGACAACUUUUUAGUAAAGGAUGCAUUCUUACAUAGAAAACAUCGAAUUACGAGCGAGGAUCGGCAUAGAUUUUUUGACUCUCCGAGUUUAGUUAGCCAUUUUUUGGCAUUUAGAGACAAAACUAACGCGAGUUUUAGCGAUUCACUUGGAGCAUAUGAAGAAAGACACGGUGCAAUGGUGCCCUUUGAAGAUUGAGUAUCAGCUGUUUCAGGCUGUCUUUUUGCCUUGAUCGUUGUUAAAAAACAUAUAAAAAAAAAANAA